This is a messenger RNA of Bacillus rossius redtenbacheri, 4894 nucleotides long. RefSeq names its product calcium/calmodulin-dependent protein kinase type II alpha chain (gene CaMKII). Bases 63 to 1847 code for a protein of 594 amino acids. Lineage: Eukaryota; Metazoa; Arthropoda; Insecta; Phasmatodea; Bacillidae. Gene Ontology annotation, molecular function: ATP binding; calmodulin binding; calcium/calmodulin-dependent protein kinase activity. Gene Ontology annotation, biological process: protein phosphorylation. The transcript has 20 exons. The record is from RefSeq and is a predicted model, not a curated record.
CCUCAGUUGACCAACGUAGUGAGUUCGUUUUCAGUAGUGAAGUAAAUAUUGUAGUUUUCGGUAUGGCUGCUCCCGCAGCUUGUACGCGUUUCAGUGAUAAUUAUGACCUCAAGGAGGAACUAGGAAAGGGUGCUUUCUCUGUGGUGCGAAGAUGUGUACAGAAGUCCACGGGUUUAGAGUUCGCUGCAAAGAUCAUCAACACCAAAAAGCUCUCUGCAAGAGACUUUCAAAAAUUGGAACGAGAAGCUCGCAUCUGCCGGAAACUGCAACAUCCCAAUAUUGUUCGGCUACAUGACAGCAUACAAGAAGAAAACUUCCACUAUCUUGUAUUUGAUUUAGUUACUGGAGGUGAGCUGUUUGAAGACAUUGUCGCGAGGGAGUUCUACAGUGAAGCAGAUGCAUCACACUGUAUUCAACAGAUCCUGGAGAGUGUGAAUCACUGCCAUCAAAAUGGAGUCGUACACAGGGAUCUCAAGCCCGAGAACCUGCUACUCGCCAGCAAGCAGAAAGGAGCCGCCGUGAAGCUCGCGGACUUUGGACUGGCGAUCGAAGUCCAAGGAGAGCAGCAGGCUUGGUUCGGUUUCGCUGGAACCCCGGGUUACCUGUCCCCAGAAGUAUUAAAGAAAGAGCCAUACGGAAAACCUGUUGACAUAUGGGCGUGUGGAGUGAUAUUGUAUAUUUUACUCGUUGGUUACCCGCCGUUCUGGGAUGAAGACCAGCAUCGACUGUAUGCACAAAUCAAAGCUGGUGCUUAUGACUACCCCUCGCCGGAAUGGGACACGGUGACCCCGGAAGCAAAGAAUCUCAUCAACCAGAUGCUGACCGUGAACCCUUCCAAAAGAAUCACUGCCUCAGAAGCCUUGAAGCACCCAUGGAUCUGCCAACGCGAACGUGUGGCGUCUGUUGUCCAUAGGCAAGAGACUGUGGACUGUUUGAAGAAGUUCAACGCUAGGCGUAAACUUAAGGGUGCUAUUCUCACGACGAUGCUUGCAACCCGCAAUUUUUCCAGUAAGUAUGAUGGACAUGGUCGAAGCAUCAUCACGAAGAAAAGCGACGGCUCGCAGGUGAAGGAGUCGACCGACAGCAGCACCACGCUAGAGGAUGACGACGUUAAAGACGACAAAGUUAAGGGCGGGGUAGACAGGAGCUCCACUGUCAUUGCUAAAGAGCCAGAAGGCGGAUCAAGUGCUGAAGAAAAUGGUUGCAAUUCAUUUGGUGAGUGCAGAAAGAGUUUAGAAGUCCCGAGCACGACACCUAGACGAGCAUGCCUUAACUUGCUUCAUAGCCAAUCAAAUUGCACCGAGGAAUCGGAAGGGGCUGUAGACUAUCAUCGCUUGCGCGCAGAAUCAGAUGAACUGGAUAUUGAGCUAAGGCUACUGUGCCCAAACAAGACUUGUUCUCAGCUCUCCACUAACUCCUAUGGCUCAGUGCGUAAGCAAGAAAUUAUUAAGAUGACUGAACAGCUGAUAGAAGCUAUAAACACUGGAGACUAUGAAGCAUACACGAAAAUUUGUGAUCCGCAUCUGACAGCGUUUGAGCCAGAGGCUCUAGGUAAUUUAGUCGAAGGAAUGGACUUUCACAAAUUUUACUUUGAUAAUGUAUUAGGUAAGAACUGCAAGUCGCUGAACACCACCAUACUGAACCCUCAUGUUCACCUGCUGGGCGACGACGCAGCUUGCAUCGCGUACGUUCGACUCACACAGUACAUGGACAAGCAGGGCCAGGCCCACACCCAGCAGUCGGAGGAGACGCGCGUGUGGCACAAGCGGGACAGCAAGUGGCAGAACGUCCACUUCCACCGCUCGGGAGCCACUUCAUCCCCAUUCGCAUUCCCCGCCCACAAGUAGACGUGGCCACUCGUCGCAACUUGUAUUCCUCUUUGACUUACCCGCUCGCACCAACCUCCAUUGAACAGACGGCUGCUGGGCCGAGCAGGACGGUCAGGGUGAUUCACCAGUAGGAUUGUAAAUAAACGAAGCUUUCCAACGGCUUAUUAUUUUUGAUUUGCCAUGCAGUCUUACCGAUCCACGUCAUAGUUUCAGUUUUUUUACAUUUCGAGUUAGGAUUCCAUAUAUAUCAUUUUAUGUAUUAAUUACCUACCUUUGUUUUAAUUUCUGAAAAGUUUUUACAUCACAUCUUUGGUGAACUUAUUUUAACAUUUGAUUUAGCUGUUGAAAUUUUAUUUGGGAAUCCGUUGUGAGAGAGGUGUAUUUAUUUACUGUUCGUUAAUUUGUGUGCGGGAGAUGUGGACCCGUUGGUACCGAGUACAGAGCAAUAUAUUUGAUUGUAACGUAGGAGGAAAGUGCUAAGGAUGGAUGACAAGAAGUAAGGAACCAGUGGUAGCAUGUGAUAGUGAGCGUUUUUAUGGAUUUGUCCUUUCCAGGAAUUAUUGUAGUUUGAGCUAGUGUCUUGUGAUAUUGCACGUGAUCAAAUUACUGUCAGACAGUAAUAUAAGUGCUUCAGUGGGUUGGUUGGUUAGUUGGUUGGUUAGUUGGUUGGUUGGUUGCUAAAGUAAUGAUCCUUGUAAUGAGAAAUAAUUUUCAGUGCAGCAAAUAUAAAUAGUAAUUCUUUUCAACAUCUUUUGUAAAUAAAAACAUGAUUAGAAGUUUUUAUAUCCCCCCCUGCCCUCCCCAACCAAAUUUAUUUUAGCAUAAUUAAUAACAGCAGUUUGUAUAAUAGUAUCUGCUCAGAAUUUUUUUAUGUAUAAUUUUUAUUUUGUUGUUAAUAGCUUGGAUUUAGUGCAAGAUUUUACUUGCAUAUUUUAACACUAAUACAUUUUUUUAUUUAUAAUUUUUUUAAUAUGGCUAGUAAUAAUUUAUUAUUUUUGUUAAAUCACUCACAGUUCAAGAACUUUUAUGCAGUAAUUUACAGUUGUUUGUAUGUGAUUUGGAUUUAUGUGUAAAAUAUCAUGAUACAGUCAGGUAUUUGUAGUUUUUAAGCAAGAACUAAUUAAAGUUUGAUCAUUGGCUGUCAACCAAAAGUAAUCACACUAUUCUACGACAGUUUAGUCGUUUUGAUUUCCGUGACUUAUUCGGAAGACGACAAGUGAACAAAAAUCAUUUGUGAGAGCCCUAAUGUCGUCUCUUUAAUGGAGUUUGGUGUAAAACUUUGCUUAUGCAUCUGCUGUAAAGUGUUGGUAGUUCCAAACAACUGUAAAGAAAAAUGUUCCAUCAUUUUUUGACAUAAUGGGUUUGUCUUCAAAGAAGUUGUUUCUAUAAUCAAAAUAAAUAAAAGUAUAAGCCUAUAGUGCUGCAGGUAAUUGUGUGUCACUAUUGUGGAUAGGUGGCCAGAAAUAAACAACUGGGAAAAUAUCUGCAUUUUGUCCAACUCUUGUGCAUCAUGUUGAGUGAUUUGUGAUUCGUUACCUCAACAAAAUAUUAUUUAAUUUCAAUGUGUUAAGUUAUUUUUUAAUACUGUGACCUAGGUGUAUUUUUAGAAAAAUUGAUUUUACUUAUCUGUUAUGUGGCAAAAAUUUUUUUAACUUCCUUCUACGAAAAUUUGUGUUAGUUUGAUGGAAAAUAUAAUAAUUGCAUACUAUCUACAUUAUGUCAGGUAUUGUCUGAGGUGUUUAACCAAGAUAAUAAACCACAUCACUGAAUUUUGUACCUAAUAAUAAUACACCCCAUGUGUUUUGUAAUUAUUUGUCAAAAUUCACUUAACAUAUGUUAAACUUGAGGUAUGGUUACUAUUCUAAAAAUGAAUUGUUACCAAUAAUUGCAAGUGGUUGUAGCAAAAAUAAUUUUUUUUUACUGCAGGUAAUACAUAAAUAACUAUACAAAUUGUGAUUGUUACUAUAAAAUGUUUUUAACACAGCCGUUAGUUUAGGAAAACAACUGAAUACUUAAUUUUUGUCACUUAAUUUUGUUUUCUGGCACUUUUUGUGCACUACAAUGACUGAACCAUAUUCUGUUUUGUAGGAUGGAACUAAAUGCCUCAAACUGAUGUGAGGACAUUACAGUUCUCAUUUAUCGCUGACAAUUCAGUCCAAACUUUACAUACUUGCUGUACCAUUUACAGAACUUGUCUAAACACUGUCUUAUAUUGUGCUCUUGUUACAAAGUGUGAUUUCAACUAAUACCAAGCUUUGUCAGUGUAACGCUGUAUUCAUAAAUUAUGUACACCUUUUUUUAAUUGAAUCUUGUAAUAUUAUCUACACUUAUUAAGAUUAUUAUUACUGUUAAUACAUUAUUGAAAGGGUGUGUGUGCAAUCAGAUUGCAUUUAGUGUUGUAGGUGUUCAAUGAUACAAAAUAAUAAUGUAAAUUCUUAAGCUGUAAUUAAUAACAAUCUCAGUCAUCUCUCUGUCCUUGUUAUCAGACCAGUUCCAUGAACUGAUCAAUUACCUUCAUUGUUUGGCCUAAUCAUCAUAAAUCAUCAUAAAUAUACUAUUAACAAUAAUUAGGAAAAUUUUCCUACUAGUGAUAAACUAUAUUAAAUACAUUUUAACAAAUGGAACAAAAUAAUUAUGAACUAUAAAAUCUCAGAAUGACAAGAUGUAUUUAUAAAUGCUAACUCUAGAAAAUAUUAAAGCAUCUCAUCUACAAGAUUUUCUUUUCCUUAGUGUUUUUUAGCCAUUCUUUAUACAUGCAUUAGACAUUUUUGGGAUAUGUCCUUAGGUGUUUCUCUCAGCUGUUGUACUAUGGCAAUUUUAAAACCCAGAACUCUUUUUUUAUAAGCUAAAUGUAUUGUAAGUAGUAUAAACUGUGUCUAAAGUAGUCUCAUUUGUCAACUUUUGUAAUUAUUGUGGAAUCCAUAAGGAAUGGAUUUAUAAAUAAUAUUACAUGCAUGUUUGCAGCAUAAAACUUCAGUUCAUCGUCAUGUAUGCUAAUCAUACAUAUGUAUUUCGGUUCUAUAUUUAUUCAAUCUCUCACAGUGUGAAAUAAAAGCAUGCUAAAA